Molecule: messenger RNA, 1205 nt
Organism: Propithecus coquereli (Coquerel's sifaka)
Lineage: Eukaryota; Metazoa; Chordata; Mammalia; Primates; Indriidae
Gene: MLX
Product: MLX, MAX dimerization protein
Exons: 8
Coding region: 106-840 (244 amino acids)
Biological process (GO): regulation of transcription by RNA polymerase II
Cellular component (GO): nucleus
Molecular function (GO): DNA-binding transcription factor activity, RNA polymerase II-specific; protein dimerization activity; RNA polymerase II cis-regulatory region sequence-specific DNA binding
Source: RefSeq, a predicted model, not a curated record
UCUCGGUCGCGGAUUGGUGGGCUUGGAUCACGUGGGCACACCUCGCCCCCUUUCUCGCGGCAGGGGGCCCGCCCGCUGGUUUGUUUCCGGUUCGGUGGGUCCAAGAUGACGGAGCCGGGCGCCUCUCCCGAGGACCCCUGGGUUAAGGUGGAGUAUGCCUACAGCGACAACAGCCUGGACCCCGGGCUUUUUGUAGACAGCACCCGCAAGGGGAGUGUAGUGUCCAGAGCUAAUAGCAUCGGUUCUACCAGUGCCUCUUCUGUCCCCAACACAGAUGACGAGGACAGUGAUUACCACCAGGAGUCCUACAAGGAGUCCUACAAGGACCGACGGCGGCGAGCACACACUCAGGCCGAGCAGAAGAGGAGGGAUGCCAUCAAGAGAGGCUAUGAUGACCUUCAGACCAUUGUCCCCACCUGCCAGCAGCAGGACUUCUCUAUUGGCUCCCAAAAGCUCAGCAAAGCCAUCGUUCUACAAAAGACCAUUGACUACAUCCAGUUUUUGCACAAGGAAAAGAAAAAGCAGGAGGAGGAGGUGACCACGCUACGCAAGGACGUCACAGCUCUAAAGAUCAUGAAAGUGAACUAUGAGCAGAUUGUGAAGGCACACCAGGACAACCCCCAUGAAGGGGAGGACCAGGUCUCCGACCAGGUCAAGUUCAACGUGUUUCAAGGCAUCAUGGACUCUCUGUUCCAGUCCUUUAAUGCCUCCAUCUCUGUGGCCAGCUUCCAGGAGCUGUCGGCCUGUGUCUUCAGCUGGAUUGAGGAGCACUGUAAGCCACAGACCCUACGGGAGAUUGUGAUCGGCGUCCUGCACCAAUUGAAAAACCAGCUUUACUGACUGGCUCGUGGAAACCUGUGUUAACAGCCAGCAAGAGGCCUUUGAGUCUCUAUUUGGCCAUGGAGCUGCUGGGCCCAUGAGCUUGGACUGCAACACCUCACACUGGUCAGCUGGUUUCUGCUGGGUGUUUGGUUUUCCUAGCCUCACUUCAUGAUCAGUGGGGCUGGGGUGUUUGUUUUGUGAAAGCUUCUGAUUAAUUUAUUAUUUUGACCAUAAAACUCGAACCUGCCCAGUCUUUCCUCUCCCUUUGGAAGUCCUCACAGGAUCAGAGUUUGCUCUGGGCACCCCAAAGCGAUUCUGGCCUCUUAGUCCUCUCUCUAAGCCUCAGUCUUCUGCUCUUGAUCUACAUAUAUUUAGAAACUGUU